Messenger RNA from Myxozyma melibiosi, 333 nucleotides. RefSeq lists its product as uncharacterized. The transcript has a single exon. NCBI's taxonomy places the organism in Eukaryota, Fungi, Ascomycota, Lipomycetes, Lipomycetales, Lipomycetaceae. The coding region runs from base 1 to 333 and encodes 110 amino acids. The record is from RefSeq and is a predicted model, not a curated record.
AUGAAAGCCGUUUGUGCGGAAUUGUCGGAAGAAACCUACUUCGGCACCGGAGCGUUAACUCACUUCAAUGAGCCGUGCGACCUCGAAGAAGUCGGCGAAGAAUCGACGGAGACCGAGUCGUCUCCGUCAAAGAAGCCCAAAGAAUCAAAGACCGGCGAGAGUUCAGGUGAGGACGACAGGGAUUCGAAGAUGAACAAGCCGCCGUGCCAGUACUGUAUCGAUCAUCAUCGCCCGAACUAUGAGAAACACGCCGAAUCUAAAUGCUGGAUUAAGGAUAAAUCCAAAUUUCCUGAAAAAUGGGUCAAGAAAGCCUUCGAAAUUGCAAAGAAUUGA